UCAUGGCUGACGUCUCGAAAUAUAGACAUUAGAAUAAAAGUAAAAUAAAGUUAUAGCCCUAAUUUGAAAUGAUAAUAGCAUUAUCAAGGACCUGCGCCCGUUAUUCAUCCUAAACAUCUCCUGAAUAUUUCAAGUCUCUAUGGCAACGAGACGUGCACUGCCAGGUGUACGAACGUGCAAUAGCGCAUGAUUUUGCAGAAGUCAAAACCGGAAGUGAAAUUGGGGGAAAGAAAACAAGUUCGUUCGUUCGUUUCUGGGGUUUUACGUCCACUUCCACCUAAGGUGAUAUCGUAGACAAGAAAACAAGUAAGCCGAGAGAAUGUAAAUACAGGUGUUGUUUUUUUGAUUUGGCUGAUUUGUUUCAGUGACAGUGUAAACGAUGGCGGCAGCGAAUGUAGAAGAUGAUGAUACAUUGCCGGUUAAUUUGUUAGAUGCGCUCACAACGGCAGAACAUACGACACAAACGGUUUCCCAAUGGGAUCCAUGUUCGAGCGGUGACUGGGACCAGAUGAAAGCUACACCAGAAUGUUUUACGAGAAUAAAAAGGGAUAUUAUGACAAUUUAUAAGGAACCACCACCUGGAAUGUUUAUAGUUCCAGACAAAGAUGAUAUCACCAAGAUACAUAGUUUAAUAACGGGACCAUUUGAUACUCCAUAUGAAGGUGGAUUCUUUUAUUUUUUGAUUCGAUGUCCUCCUGAUUAUCCUAUCCGUCCACCAAGAGUUCGUCUCAUGACCACUGGAGAUGGGCGUGUUCGAUUUAAUCCAAAUCUUUAUAAAAACGGAAAAGUGUGUCUCAGUAUAUUGGGAACAUGGUCUGGUCCAGCAUGGAGUCCAGCUCUCAGUUUAUCAACAUUGUUAAUGUCGAUACAGUCUGUAAUGAACGAGAAACCAUAUCAUAAUGAACCUGGUUUUGAAACAGAACGUAAUGCUGGUGAUGCUAAGAGAUAUAAUGAUAUAAUCUGUCAUGAAACAAUACGUAUAGCUGUCUGUGAUAUGUUAAAUGGUAAACUACCGUGUCCCGAUGCUCUCAGAGAGGUGAUGGAGAAGUCUUUUCCUAAUUAUUAUGAUUAUUAUGAAAGUAUUUGUGAGUCAUGUAAAAAUAAACAAGGACAAAGUAUGCAGGAUCCAUUUGGUGAAAAAAGAGGAACAUUUGAUUAUGAAUCUUUGUUGAAGAAAUUACGAACAAUAAAAAGUAAUUUAGCUGAGAAAAACAAUUUUUCAGAUGACAUGGAUGAUAGUUCUGACUCUGAUAUGGACACAUCAACGCCUAAUACCAGCUGACAGGCAGUGGACUAUAUCAUAGAAAUGUGUUCUUGUUAUAUCCCAUGAACCAGGCAAGGGUGAUUUGAAAGACUUUUUACAGUAUAUUUUAAUAUCUUGACAUAAAUCAUGUGCCAAUUCUCCAAGUCCCUUUUCACCAUUACGGAACCAGGGAAGAGAUGGUGAUAUUAAGAUGACUUUGUAUUUUUGGAUUACUGGUGUAUAUAAGUAUGUGUUAUAGAUAAAAGAAAUUAAUGAAUAAAUAAUCUGGUUUAAAGCAUGAAUUAUAUAAUAGCACUCAUUUAAUAUUGAGCCAUGAAAUUAAUUAAUACAAUCUGUGUAUAGAUUACACAUACAAUUUCAAAGUGAUUAAUCAUUGGGUACCGAGCAAAUAAUACAUAUUGGCAUAAUCCUAAAAAGAUUUUCCAUUCAGAUUUUCUUUCUAAAGUGGAUCAGUAAGGUUUUAUAAAUUUUUAAACUGCAAAGAUUAUGAUUUAUUUAAAAAUCAAUGAUCUCUGCAGAUCUCCAGCAGAUAAUUAUGAAUAAAAGAUAUAGACAUUAAAUAAAUAAAAAACAAUAUACAAGCUAUGUUAAACACUGCGGACAAUAAGAUUACUGUCUGCUGAGUGUUGAAUCUGUGCUGGACCUAGUAUUAGUUGCCAGGUCUUCCAGUGUUCAGCCAAUCGGUUAACAUCAGCUUGCUGCCAGUAUAAUGAAAGGCUCUUUAUAAAUAAUGAUUUAUGUCUUAUUUUACCGACAAUUUUAGUAUUAUAUUUAUUUUAUGGUUGAGUUAAAAGUGUGAAAAAAAAAAAUAACGGUGAUCAUUUAUAUUUCAUAAUAGCUAAACAUCUCAAUGUUUCUGUAAGAAACAUGCCAUAUUUCACUUCUUGUCUCACUUUGAAAUUUAUUGUUAAGAUGAAUCUUACUCUUAGAAGAAGAAAUUAAUGCAUAUUGUGGUCAUUAUUAUCAAUUUUAAAAUUUAUUACUUAUUUUUCAAUAUUUUGUUGACACAUGUGUUAAGGAUUGUACUCAUAGCUAUUGUUCAACAGGCUUGUUAUUUUUAUUUAAUUUUUAUUGUCCAUACUGCAUAAUUAGAAAAACUUUCUGAUGGACACUGAAAAAUUCUAUUUGUAAAUUCAGUCAUAAUAUUUAUUAGCAUUUGAACAAGUAUUGCACACAUGGCCGAUCAAUAUGUAGUUUAUUCACUAUAAGUAUAUAUAGGAAGGGUAUGGCAAUUUAUUUGUCCAAAUUUCUGUGUAAAAAUUUCAUUAUUGAUGCAUUAUGUAUGAGUGGAUUAGACAAUGUCUGACUUUAUUAAACGUUAAAAUGGAAUUUGAGACUUAUUGUAGCAACAGUACUUGACAAUCUAGACUAUUUACACUAUUUCUUAUCUAAACUUUCAUAACUUUGUUCAGUAAUUUGACUGAAAUAUAUUCAUUUUUCAUGAUCUAUUUUUAAACUAUUAUAUAUCACGAACUUCCAGCUCUUUAUCAAAAUUAUUACACCUUUAAAAUUAUGGAAACAUAAUGUGGGAAUAUCCCUAUGAUCACAAUCUCCAGUCUUUUAUAUGCGAACGCUUGUAGUUGUACUACUGGACUAGAUUAUUGUAUGUAGUUGUUAUAUAUUAUAUUGUUAAUAAUAAAAGAUACCAUUAUAUUAUUGUCUGUGAUUCUAUUAUUGUAAGCAAAUCUCUUUAAAUUAUAUCUUUUAUAGUAACCAUUGAUAUACUAAUAUGUGGGUUUAAGUAUGCAAAUCAAAUAUUAAAAUGAAAAGAAAUAACCAAUUUUUAGCUCAAUAUAUUCAGCUGUUUGGAAAUGAUUGCCUGGAUAAGAAUUUUAAGCAAUUGCUUUGCAUGUUAGCAAGCUUUUGCAAAGACAUAACAGCAGCUGCAUGUUUGGAAGCAUUGAGACGAGUCCGAAUUAAACCCAGGCGUCAGAAUUAAACCGUUCAAAUAAUUAUCACAGAUCUUCAGAAAAUGCAUAAAUCUGUCUGAAAUUCCAAUUGACCAGUUUUAUUCACAAAAAAUAUCUGGGACGGCUCCUGGUAUGUAGUUUAUUUAGUGACUGAAUAAUCAUUUUCAUUAAGUCAUCAACAACAUCUCACAUGUUUCAAAUUUAAUUCAAGUGAAGAAAUUAUAUAAAUGUCCUUCUACUUUCUAUAUCUGUUCAUGUAAAGAAUUUUAGGGGGGAAAAGGUUUGACAUAUCAGUCGGAGAUGAAUGAGGAUUACUAGAUUGUGGCCAAACGAUCUAUUAGCAAUAACUCAACUUUUCCUUAAUCUAUUAUAUACUUUAAAUAUUUAGAAUGAAUUAAAUGUAUGAGUCACUAAAUAUAUAAAUAUAAACCAUCAUAAAUCAAAGAGAUUUGUUCUUUUAAUAUGUUAAUAUUGUAUGUUGGAGUUAUUGUUGUCACUUUGAGUUAUUGCUCUUGUCAUCAAAUCUUUCUAAAUACAAGAGAUAUUGCUCUUGCCAUCAAAUCUAUCUAAAUACAAUGAAAUCCUCCUCAAGGACCAUCUCUGUAUUACAGACCACUUUUGUAUAGGACCAUAGUUUAAAAGAAUGUAUGAAAUCUGUUUGGUGGGAUUGUAACUCAGUAAAAAUACCGCUCAACCAUUAAGACCUAUUUAUGUCAGUCCCACACUUGGUCUUAAUUGCUGAUUUCAAUGUAGUUCUACUCCUCAAGGUUUUCUUUGACAGUGCAAUAUCCAAUGACCAACUUUUUCCCUUAACAAAGCUGGUGAUGGGUGAAUUUUCAUUGCUUAGAAAUGUUAUGUUUAAUAUUAUUGAUGGUAGUUUAGUAUAAUACAUUCUAUUGUUAGAAACAUGACCACAAGAAUUGUUUUAAAUUAUGUUAUUCAUUUGUUGUUUAUUUGAUCAGCUUUAUUUAACUAGUCUCUUUAGUUUAGACAUUGGUUUAAAGUUCUUUGCUCAAGGGGGGUUGCAUGGCCGAAUAGUUAGUGCAUGCGCGUUGCAUCAUAAGGUCUGGUGUGGUUUUGAUUCCCCGGUUGUACAUGACAAGGAGUAGGGUCGCCUGUCCAACCUUGUCGGUUUUCUCCAGGUGCUCCGGUUUCCUUCCACUGCUCUUACACGCAAUCAAAUUAUUGAAAUAAAAAUGUAGUACAAUGUUAGUCCUGUAGUUUGUGUCCAGUGGACAUUAUUUCUCUCUCUCUCUGUCUCUCUGCUCAAUUCAACAAAGCAUUCACUGGGCAAAGUUUCUAAAAGGAUUUAUAUUCAGUAUCUCAUAAUAAAUUGAACUGAAGAUCAGCGGGAAUUUUCUACGGUUGAAAAAAAAUUACAGCUUAGGCAUAUGAGAUAUUUUCAUUGGCUCAGAAUUACUAUUCUGAAUAAGGUUUUAGCUCAUUAUGUAGGUCUUAACCAAUAAAAAGAAAGUGUUUGAAAAUGUCUAGUUAUGUCUAUCUAGAAAUAGACCAUUGCUGAUAUUAUGUUAUGUUUGCUGCUUUUCAAUUAUUUUUUUUUGUUUUUUUGUUUGGUUACUUUGUUUCCCGUCAUUUGAUUUAUUUUCAUAAGAUAUGAAAAUUGGUUUGGAAAUCUUCGUAUGAUUUAAAUAAAUCCAUUCCGAUGGCUAGUGAACUCAUGGCUACACGAUUGGAAAGUAGGCCUAUAUAUAUAUUUACUGCUAAAUAUUUGAAUUGUUAGCCAAAUGAGUUUGGUAAACUAUAGUUUGCCAUCAUGUCAUAUGCAAUCUAUGACUAUCUUGUUAUUGAGUGGUUAACACAUGCAAUAUAAAUCAUAAGCCAUGUUAUCUAUGUAAUUCAGGGGUCUGAAUUUGGGUUGGUGUACCAUAACAACAAGGAAACUAAGUUGUGUAAUAAAUUUGAAAGUAUUAUUAGGCAGUGAUUAUUACUGAUUAAUGGUUCAUGAUACAGUUCAGAGGUAACACAACAGAUUUAAUAAAUCAAGUUCAUGGUAGUUAAUGUUUGUUAAUCCAAAGUAGAUAUUGUGAAAGAUAUUUAAGUUUUUGAUUAUGUUAAAGAAUUUAGGGUUUGUUUUGGGUUGCAAUAUUUUUCACAUUGAAUCAUUUUACAUUGACUUGCAUAUAGAAAUAAUGAACCUGGAUACGAUAUGGAUUAUGGAGUGUGUUGCAGGUAAAAAAAAAAAGAUAUUACUGUUAAUGUCUGAAA
Messenger RNA from Patella vulgata (common limpet), 5400 nucleotides. RefSeq names its product ubiquitin-conjugating enzyme E2 Z. Gene Ontology annotation, molecular function: cysteine-type endopeptidase inhibitor activity; ubiquitin conjugating enzyme activity. Bases 380 to 1282 code for a protein of 300 amino acids. The transcript is spliced from 7 exons. The record is from RefSeq and is a predicted model, not a curated record. Gene Ontology annotation, biological process: negative regulation of apoptotic process. Gene Ontology annotation, cellular component: nucleus. Lineage: Eukaryota; Metazoa; Mollusca; Gastropoda; Patellidae.